GUUAUAUUUUUCGAUGUUCCCUCAUCUGGAAUUACAAAUUAGUACUCAAAAAGAUUUCAUUUAACAUUUGCUCCUUCUCUAUUCAUUUACGUUCUCUGGUUGGACCUUCUCUAUAUUUUACAUUCUUUGACGAGAAAAUUGUGGAAACGACCUGUUAGGUAACGAAUGUUUUGAACGGCAGCACUGUUUGGUGGGCACUACAUUUUUUAGACAAAAAAUUAAAGAACUACGUACGUGCAUAUGCGUUUUCUCAUUUCAAGUACAAUUUUGGUUUUACGGAAAAGCUUGCCUCGACCUCUGACCAAUAUUGCAAAAAUGUCUAGUGAGGUGGAGAAGGCACAAACAGCGGGCGCAGCCGAAGAUACUAUUUUUGGAAAAAUUUUGCGAAAGGAAAUUCCAUGCAAUUUCAUAUAUGAGGAUGAGAAGUGUGUAGCAUUUCAUGAUAUCAAUGCUCAGGCGCCUACACACUUUCUUGUAAUACCUAGGAAGCCCAUUGUUCAACUAUCUCAAGCAAGCGGAGAUGACAGUCAAUUACUAGGUCAUCUAAUGUUAGUAGGUGCAAAAGUAGCCAAAGAUCUAGGAUUAGACAAAGGCUACAGAGUUGUUAUAAACAACGGUCAACACGGAGCCCAGUCUGUUUAUCAUUUGCAUCUGCAUUUUCUCGGAGGACGUCAAAUGCAAUGGCCACCAGGUUAAGAUUUUCGAUAAAGAGUAAAGCACCUCAAUAAAAAAUAAAAAUAAAAAACAUUACCAAUGGACUAUUCUAUAUACCUUUUAUUUAGGAUAUAGCAAAAAACAUUUACAUAAAUAUUCAUACAA
Bactrocera oleae (olive fruit fly) is the source of this 819-nucleotide messenger RNA. RefSeq names its product histidine triad nucleotide binding protein 1 (gene HINT1). The record is from RefSeq and is a predicted model, not a curated record. NCBI's taxonomy places the organism in Eukaryota, Metazoa, Arthropoda, Insecta, Diptera, Tephritidae. Gene Ontology annotation, cellular component: cytoplasm; nucleus. Gene Ontology annotation, molecular function: hydrolase activity. Gene Ontology annotation, biological process: purine ribonucleotide catabolic process.